Messenger RNA from Linum trigynum, 1522 nucleotides. Lineage: Eukaryota; Viridiplantae; Streptophyta; Magnoliopsida; Malpighiales; Linaceae. The record is from the annotation of a GenBank genome assembly.
AAAGAUUGAGUUAAGCGAAAACAAAAUCGAAAAAAGGCGCAUUACGCAAACCAAACAAAAAAAUGACACAAUUUGACCUCUAAUCCGAUACCUUGUAACGGUGGAUCCGACGGGUACAUGCAACCCGUUUUUCUCACCGGGUCUUGGUCAAAGUGGGUCGACCCGGGUUAACAACCUUGGCAAUGUAAACAACUAAACAUAAAGAUUUGUUGCCACUAUGCACUGAAGCAAUAUUUUACUAUUUUAGUGCUGAGUACGUACAAAAUCAAAAGUUAGUGUACAAUUUGAUAGCGAACCUAAAAAUUUGGUGAUCAUUUGUACUAAAUAAAGAUUUGUUGACUGUUUCUGUAAGCUUUCCGUUCUUCAACCAAAGUCGGGUGCUGGGGAGCGAAAAUUGCCGGCGACUAUUACCCAUCGACAGCCGCCCGCAUCCCCGACGCCGCCAUUAGCGAUUACAUAAGUCUAUCUUGAAACUUAUAGAUUACAUCAACCAAAUGGAAAUCUGCCGCCCGCUCGAGAAAUCGCAGUCGGAGCUUCAAUCGCCGUUGAAUUCCUUUCCUUCCUUCCCUACGUCGACUCAAACAUCUGUUCCGCUCCACUCGUCCACGUCCAGGGGCCUGGCAUUGCUCACCACCAUGGAAAUGGAAUUACUCCUGCUACGAGCACUUGAGCCGACACUUGGGAUUGUGACGAAACCGCAUUGUCGGAAUGGAGGGCGAUCGAUUCACAUUCCCGACGGAGCCCUCCUACAGCGAUUGCCCCCGCACUUCCAUGGUUCCAAAAGGCUACGUCUGGAUUCAGGGGCACAAUGCAUAUGCUUCUGCUGCUGAUUCCAGAUUUCUUGGUGCUUUCCCUAUGGUUUGUUUGAUUCAGUGGGGAAUAUUUCCAAUGGUGACCAUUCUCUUCCCCUCUUAUACAAUCUUCUCACUUGAUUUCUACUUCUGGAACAAAACUUACUGCUUGGAACUGAGUGUGUGAUUGAACUUAGAGGAAUCCAAUUCAUAUGGCUAAUUAGGUGCAAAUGGCUUUAGCCGUGAGAUGAUGUAUCAAAUGGUUUUAUGGUUUCUACCAAAAAAAUUGUUUUAUGGUAGGCUUUAUUCUGGAAUUCUUUAUUUCUAUCUCACAAUACUUAAUUGUACAUCUCCCAAGGUCAGUGUGCAAUCCCGAAGGUAAUCGUCCAUUUUCCACCGUCACCGUGGAAGUCUCCGUAAUAAUCUUCUACUUCUGAUUAAGACUGCUUUUUUUCUUUUGUUUCGACAACGUAGGACCGUGGACUUUAUUAGCAGUGAUAAACGUGGUCUGAUAUUUAAAUGCAGAUGCAGGAUUGCAAUGUGUAACCACUCGAACCUACAUACUAAUGAGGAACAAGCAAAGAGAAAAAUAAAUUAAAAAGACAUGCAACCUGAACCAGGUAGGAAGAGCAGGCAGCAGGUCAGUGGGAAAAGAGAACAUUAUGGCCAAUUAUAAUUUUGAUGAAGGAAAAUAGUUGGUCUGGUAGGAAGAAUGAAUAAUAUUGUAUUGA